GGGGGCGGGCCGGGGGCGGGGGCGCCUGGCGGCCCAUUUCCUCCUCGGAGUCGGACUGGAGGGAGACAAAGCGGCGGCCGUCGGCUCCGGGCCUCGGGAACCUUCCUGCGCUCGCCCCCCCUCGCCGCAGAAAUGACUUCUGUCCACACAGGCAACAUAAACUUCAAAUGGGACCCCAAAAGUCUAGAGAUCCGAACUCUGGCAGUUGAAAGACUGUUGGAGCCUCUUGUUACACAGGUCACAACUCUGGUAAACACCAAUAGUAAGGGGCCGUCAAAUAAGAAGAGAGGCCGUUCUAAGAAGGCCCAUGUUUUGGCUGCAUCCGUUGAACAAGCAACUGAGAAUUUUUUGGAGAAGGGGGAUAAAAUUGCAAAGGAGAGUCAGUUUCUCAAGGAAGAGCUUGUGGCUGCUGUAGAAGAUGUUCGAAAACAAGGUGAUUUGAUGAAGACUGCAGCCGGAGAGUUUGCAGAUGAUCCCUGUUCUUCUGUGAAGCGUGGCAACAUGGUUCGGGCAGCUCGAGCUUUGCUCUCUGCUGUUACCCGGCUGCUUAUUUUGGCUGACAUGGCAGAUGUCUACAAAUUACUUGUUCAGCUGAAAGUUGUGGAAGAAGGUAUCUUGAAACUGAGGAAUGCUGGCACUGAACAAGACUUAGGAAUACAGUAUAAAGCCCUAAAACCUGAAGUGGAUAAGCUGAACAUUAUGGCAGCCAAAAGACAACAGGAACUGAAAGAUGUGGGCCAUCGUGAUCAGAUGGCUGCAGCCAGAGGAAUCUUGCAGAAAAACGUUCCAAUCCUCUAUACUGCAUCCCAGGCGUGCCUACAGCACCCUGAUGUUGCAGCCUAUAAGGCUAACAGAGACCUGAUAUAUAAGCAGCUGCAGCAAGCGGUCACAGGCAUUUCUAAUGCAGCCCAAGCCACUGCAUCAGAUGAUGCUUCCCAGCACCCGGGUGGAGGAGGAGGAGAACUGGCAUAUGCGCUCAAUAAUUUUGAUAAACAAAUCAUUGUGGACCCCUUGAGCUUCAGCGAGGAGCGCUUUAGACCUUCCUUGGAGGAACGUCUAGAAAGUAUCAUUAGUGGGGCCGCCCUCAUGGCUGACUCGUCUUGCACACGUGAUGACCGGCGUGAGAGAAUUGUGGCAGAGUGUAAUGCUGUCCGUCAGGCCCUGCAGGACCUGCUCUCAGAAUACAUGGGCAAUGCUGGACGUAAAGAAAGAAGUGAUGCACUCAAUUCUGCCAUAGAUAAAAUGACCAAGAAGACAAGGGACUUACGUAGACAGCUCCGCAAAGCCGUCAUGGACCAUGUUUCAGAUUCAUUUUUGGAAACCAACGUUCCACUUUUAGUAUUGAUUGAAGCUGCAAAGAAUGGAAAUGAGAAAGAAGUUAAGGAAUAUGCCCAAGUUUUUCGUGAACAUGCUAACAAAUUAAUAGAGGUUGCCAACUUGGCCUGUUCCAUCUCAAACAAUGAAGAAGGUGUAAAGCUUGUUCGAAUGUCAGCAAGCCAACUAGAAGCCCUCUGUCCUCAGGUUAUCAAUGCUGCACUGGCUUUAGCAGCAAAACCACAGAGUAAACUGGCCCAAGAGAACAUGGAUCUUUUUAAAGAACAGUGGGAAAAACAAGUUCGUGUUCUCACAGAUGCUGUCGAUGACAUUACUUCCAUUGAUGACUUCUUGGCUGUCUCAGAGAAUCACAUUUUGGAAGAUGUGAACAAAUGCGUCAUUGCUCUCCAAGAGAAAGAUGUGGAUGGUCUGGACCGCACAGCUGGUGCAAUUCGAGGACGGGCUGCUCGGGUCAUUCAUGUAGUCACUUCAGAGAUGGACAACUAUGAGCCAGGGGUCUACACGGAGAAGGUCCUGGAAGCCACGAAGCUGCUCUCCAACACAGUCAUGCCACGUUUUACCGAGCAAGUGGAGGCGGCUGUGGAAGCCCUCAGCUCGGAUCCAGCCCAGCCCAUGGAUGAGAAUGAGUUUAUCGAUGCCUCCCGCCUCGUGUACGACGGCAUCCGGGACAUCAGGAAAGCGGUGUUGAUGAUAAGGACUCCCGAGGAACUGGAUGACUCUGACUUUGAGACAGAAGACUUCGAUGUCAGAAGUCGGACGAGUGUCCAGACAGAAGAUGACCAGCUGAUAGCUGGUCAGAGCGCCCGGGCGAUCAUGGCUCAGCUUCCCCAGGAGCAAAAAGCAAAGAUUGCCGAACAGGUGGCCAGCUUCCAGGAAGAAAAAAGCAAGCUGGAUGCUGAGGUGUCCAAGUGGGAUGACAGCGGCAAUGACAUCAUCGUGCUGGCCAAGCAGAUGUGCAUGAUCAUGAUGGAAAUGACGGACUUCACCCGAGGGAAAGGACCACUCAAGAACACGUCCGAUGUGAUCAGCGCCGCCAAGAAGAUUGCGGAGGCAGGAUCCAGGAUGGACAAGCUCGGCCGGACCAUCGCAGACCACUGCCCGGACUCCGCCUGCAAGCAGGACCUGCUGGCCUAUCUGCAGCGCAUCGCACUCUACUGCCACCAGCUCAACAUCUGCAGCAAGGUCAAGGCCGAGGUGCAGAACCUGGGUGGGGAGCUCGUCGUCUCUGGGGUGGACAGUGCCAUGUCCCUGAUCCAGGCCGCCAAGAACCUGAUGAAUGCAGUGGUGCAGACCGUGAAGGCAUCCUACGUGGCCUCUACCAAAUACCAGAAAUCUCAGGGCAUGGCUUCCCUCAACCUACCGGCUGUGUCCUGGAAGAUGAAGGCCCCCGAGAAGAAGCCCUUGGUGAAGAGGGAGAAGCAGGAUGAGACACAGACCAAGAUCAAACGGGCGUCACAGAAGAAGCAUGUGAACCCGGUGCAGGCCCUGAGCGAGUUCAAAGCCAUGGACAGCAUCUAGGGCCACCGCGCCCGCCCGCCGCCUCCACCCCAGGGCUCCUGAGAUCAGGCCCUGCUCCUCACUGAUGUAUCUGCUCAACACAACACCGUGUUAGAUUCCAUGGGGACAUGGACAGAUUUUAAACCUGGCCCGGUGGGGCAUUUGGCCAGGAUAUACUUGUGUUUAAAUUAGUCAAAAAUACUUUUGGAAUUCAGGAGCACAUUUCUAACUAUAUUUUUUUUAAGCUUAAGUAAAAAUUAAAGAAAAAUUCCAUAACCAAAGAGAAACCCACAUUACCUGGUAGGGGACACUCUUGACCAAGGUCUCAGUGUGCACGAUGGGUGGGGGGCCACUGGGGCCAGGUGACUGCAGGAGUUCCAAGGGGAGCCAGCCGGGUGCCUUAGAAGGAAGGGCUUGGAGGGACAGACCACAUGGAGCUCAGUAAGACGUGACGCAUCACCAGGAAAACUGAUUACUCUCCUUAUGACCCUAAUAAAGUUGCUUUUUUCAGACUAGAAUGUUGUGAUGCCCUGAUCGUAACAUGCUUCUUCCCUUUCCUCAGCUUCAAAUGUAAAUUCAUCACUGGGCUCACUUCUAAUAAUCGCAGUGUUUCCUGCCUCGGGCUUCGCAACACCAGCCUCACAAAAUAGUGUUUGCUUAGGCGGUAACUUAGACUUUACCUGAUUUUUGAUUACGACAGCGAUGGCUAUAGCUAUAAGGUAUAAUUUUACUGUCUUAUUUAAAUUUUAUGAAUUUGAAUGUUUUUUACACUAACUUUCCCCAAUAAAGUCCACUAUGAAACCAA
Molecule: messenger RNA, 3637 nt
Organism: Canis lupus familiaris (dog)
Lineage: Eukaryota; Metazoa; Chordata; Mammalia; Carnivora; Canidae
Gene: CTNNA1
Product: catenin alpha 1
Exons: 18
Coding region: 133-2853 (906 amino acids)
Biological process (GO): cell migration; cell-cell adhesion
Cellular component (GO): adherens junction; actin cytoskeleton; catenin complex
Molecular function (GO): beta-catenin binding; structural molecule activity; actin filament binding
Source: RefSeq, a predicted model, not a curated record